This is a messenger RNA of Durusdinium trenchii, 9477 nucleotides long. Lineage: Eukaryota; Dinophyceae; Suessiales; Symbiodiniaceae. The record is from the annotation of a GenBank genome assembly.
AUGGGUUCUGAAGGGUCGUUGCCCCAAGGCUGGACGCCCAGCGAGUUGCGCGCCCUUUUGGAACUAGAUGAGGAUCCAGGACCUGAACUGGACACUGAGGUCCCUCUGGCCGUAGAGCCCACUUGGCGUUGUUUAAGGUGUCAUUCAGCACGUUGGUCGGAAGUUGGACACAACUCGUAUCGUUGUGGUGCUUGCAUGGGUACAGAGUUUUACAAUGCAACCCAGCCAGUCAGGCAUCAGACAGAUGACGGUGUUUGGAUGUUCGUUCCCCGAGCCAACAGUGCGCCUGUCGAGGAUUCGCUCCCAGAAGAUGAUUUCCGGAGGAGGUCAGAGGUUCGGCACCCUGUUGAGGACUCAAGUCCACCUGGCCCCGACUCUGCACGGGAACCACCUGAGAGUGAGCUGCCGACGGAUGAUCCAUCCGUGGCAAUGACGGAGUAUGAGUGGCCAUCUGGCCCCGGCUCCGAGUUGUCCACGAGUUCACGACGCCGAAGGAGAAGAAACCGCACCACUGCGCAAGAUUCCAAUUCAGAGCAGGUCGGACAGCCCUCACCUUCGAGAUUGCCUAUGCCCUCGACAUUGCCGAUCCCUUCACGUGCUGGUAAGGGUGAUGGUAAGAGUUCCGAGGAGUCUGAACUGUUGAAGGUGCUUCGCCAGUUGUUGGAUGAUCGACGCAGUGACAAAGCGUCGCAAGGCAGCUGGGAUAGCAGACGCGGUCCGGCCCCUGGCAUGAAGUGGAAAGGUGGGACACCUCCGAACCCACCUCGCUGGAACUAUGCUGCAUCGGACAUUCGAGCAUUUUCCAAAUGGGAACGCCGUGUUCGUGUCUGGCAGUUGCAGGUUCAGAACCAGCUUUCAGGUGCAGAAGCUGGUCUCAUGCUUUUUGCUAGCCUCACCGGAGAGGCCGAAGCAGAGAGCGAGCACACGGUGCUCUCCAAGGUCAACUGUCGCGACGGAGUUGACUAUGUGAUCAACUGCCUGAAAGGGCCCCUCGAACAGAAGAUUUUGUACCAGAAGCGCUCAUUGCUGGCCACCUACGAGACAGUUGCACGGUUGCCCAAUGAGUCGAUCCGCCAAUACAUCAACAGGUACAAACGCAUUGAGAGGGAUCUACAGUCAGUUGGCAUUUCAGCAGGAGCUAUGUACGAUGCCGAGUCAAGAGGCAACCGGAUCUUGGAGCGUUGCAAGUUGGAGCCAUCCCUUGCUAGGCUUGUCUAUCAGACCGAGACCCUUGAAGAGGGCAAUGAAGAGGAUGAGCCGGAUCAGUCGCCUGAGGCUGAUGAGGAGUACUUUGAGCCUGAGACCUUCGAUGAACAGGCUGCAGACCCCUCCCCGUCCGCUGAGACGGAACCGGCUGACGAAGAUGAGUUGGGAAGCUCCCUCAAUGAGCUAGCAACGGUCCUUACAGUGACCUCUAACAAGUUGCGUGCUGCCACUUUAGGCAGGAAGUUCACUGGACGCAAGUCCAUCGAAGAGAGGAAAAGAACGAGUUCAUGCAGUGCCUGUGGAACAAUGGGCCAUUGGACAGGAGACCCAGGAUGCCCGCUGUCGGCUGGUGGAAAAGGUCGCAAAGGAAAAGGAAAGGGUGACCACAAGGGUUCAUCAGCAGCUGCAAGCUCUACCUCCACCUCGGGUCCCAAGAGAACGUUCAUGGUCUCAUAUGGUGAUGAAGCGGUUGAAGAUGACAAUGCAGCCUACUUCAACUUCCCCACCAACCACGUUCCUGACUCCAUGAAUGCCCCUUUUGUUUAUGUCACUGAAAGCAUUGAUUUGGCCGGAUACAUGGUGUUAGAUACAGCUUGCCAGCGUUCAUGCACCGGGUCCCGUUGGUUGAACACACACCUCCGCAUCCUCGAGAACUACGGGUUGUCGUGUCAUCGGGUCCUUUGCGACGAACAGUUCCAGUUCGGUGCAGGUGCAUGCCAAACGGCUCACGAGCGCUGCUAUCUGCCAGCGGCCUUUGCAAGUCAGGAGACCCAGGGCAUUUUGUUGGGAGUGAGCGUUGUUGCAGAUGUCAAUAUUCCCUUUUUGGCAAGUCGUGUUUUGAUGCAACAGCUUGGUUGUGUGAUCGACAUGCACCAGAACGUUUUGUGUUUCAGCAACAUUGGUGUGACAGUUCCACUUUUGCAUAAGCAUGGACAUUUGGUUGCAAGCAUUGUUGCAUUUCCACCUCGGGCUGCACAGUUGAACUGUUGGUCAGAAUUGGAGUCACGAGUGUUUUUGGAGAAGCCACACCCUGAGUGCAUUGUUCACGAAGCCCUGACCGCUCAAGAUCGUUGUUCCUCGACGUUCACCGCGGUCCAUGCCCUCGCAGCCCACCAAGCAGCCGCCGUCAUGGCUGGCGAACUGGAGGGCGUUCCUCCUGAGGCUCCUCAUGAUCGAGCUCAAUGUGCUCAAGGCCAUGCGCAAGCUUGUGAACAUCGGGUUACGCCCAAGAGCAUGGUUGAGCAGCACCGGAUUGGCCGACCUCAUGGAGAAGCAACGACGAGAGUUGCACCGGCCUCGAGCACCGGCCAAGACCUGUACUCACCCAGAGUUCAAGAGGUACGGGAACGCUCACGGCCAGUUUUCCCAGUGCAAGCGCUGCGAUCAAAAGUUCCGGUGGAUUCCAGACCAAGAAGCCUGGGCAGUAUAUUCACCAAAAUCCUCCAGCUCGUCAGCACUGCCGCUGCCAUCCUCGGGCACGAUCCUGGCCCCUACGGACAUCGCCAAGCCCAAGAGCAAACCGAGCAAACAAACGGCCUACAAGUCCAAGGCCAGACCGAGGCCACCACCAUCGGACGCCAUGUCAGUCCAAUCGGCAGGCAGCUCAGCCCUUCCCAUCCAGUACCGGCUGACGGAAGAGGAGAUUUUCGCUACAGGCCUGACCAAGGAGGAGCUGGACGAGGCAAUGUACAUGGGCAACCUCCACCAGUACGACUCCGACAAUCCGGACGGCUAUCCAUCGGACAUGGAGAGCUGGGAUUGGAGGGCAUGACUACAUCAGAGUCAGGCCAGUGUGACUUUUGGGAACGAGGCAAAGGCAAGAUCAUUAGGCAUCACAACAUCCCAAGAGUGUUGCUAUUCAAUCUCCAAGACUAUGAUUGCCCAAUCCCAAAGCACACACUUUCGCCAGAGUGCAAAGCAGAGGUCCACUAUGAGGAUGGGACAUUUGAAACCAUCACGUACGACUGGCGGGACCACCAUCACACUCAACUCAAGCAGCCAUGGACGGGACACACCACCUUCAUGACACAGAACGUUCACAACCAGUCCCAGAGUCUGCUAACGGCAUCAGCACGGAGGGCUCUCCGGAACACUGUCCGCCAGACUCACCAUGUCUACAACCUGGAGUAUGCAUUGGUGGCCCACACAGCCGAUGAACAGACCCUGCAGCAGCAGCAAAAGCAUCUCAGAGGAAGCCGGCCCAAGGUUGACAUUUUGGAGACCUUCGCUGGCCAAGCAAACAUCACCAAACGAAGCUCGAGCUUCCGGCUCUCAGCAGCGCAACCAGUCGACUAUGCGACCGGCUGGGACCUGAACAACACCAGCCACCAAGCAGACCUCGAGGACAUGCUUGACUCUCUCAGACCGCUCGUCCUCAUCCAAGGCAUUGACUGCCGAGAUUGGAGCAUCCUUCAAGACAACACGAACUACAUUCGUCGCAAGAUCCUGCUCCUGAUGAGACGAGCCAAAGCACGUAAGCUCCUCAAGAAGGUCACAAGCUGGUGCCACAAACAAGCAGAAGCUGGAAGACUCUUUCUGCUGGAGAAUCCCACGACCAGCAGACUUUGGCAAGAAGAUGCCAUCAAGAAGCUUGAAGGCUUGCCCAACGUGAGCUCCACCACCUGUCAUGCAGGUGCUUAUGGUGCAGUGAACUCCCAGGGCCAGAUGAUCAGAAAAGGACACCGCUUCAUGGGCAAUUGUCCGCAUGUGCUGAAGCGCUUGGGACGCCACCUGUCAGCAGAGGAGCAACGAAGAUGUGUUCCACUCCAAGGUCGCGAGACCACUCUCUCCCAGCACUAUCCACACCAGAUGGUGACAGAGAUCCUCAAAGGUGUCCAAGAUGAGGUCAGAGCACGCUUGCCUGACCGAUUCCAGCCAAGACCCAAGGUCUACAGCAGCUACAUGGUCACUUCACCAGACCAAUGGCAUGAGGCACUUCAGAUGGCAGAAGCAACCUUUCAAGUCACCAGGUACAAGACCUUCACUCUGCCAGCCUCCGACCCACUGUUCGCCCUGACCAGGAGACUGACUCAAUGGUCUCACAUGGAGCGAGUUCAAAUAGCACUCCAACCAAUCAUGUGGCGCUUUCCUUGGCACGUGCCACACACCCACCGAGCUGCAGCCUUGCAGUACAAUGAUGGAGAGGUUCAGAUCAUUGAAGAGGACCUCAGCGAGCUCAGACACCCCAAGGCAAGAUUCAAGAAGCCUGUCCAACUGGCCAUUUUCAUGUUUGGACAAGGCCAACCUGAUGCAGAACGUCCACGAGACCAAGCAUCGGCAUCACAUGAAGCAGCACAACCACCUCCAUCGGAGAACGAUCCGAGGAAACUGGUUCCACCACCACCCGGAGAGGAAAUUUCAUUUCCACUCGAGCUCAAGAUCCCCGCCGAGAUCAAGAAUGCCAUACGGCGGAUGCACCAGAACUUGGGCCAUCCCAAACCAGCUGAGCUCAAGAAGCUCUUGGCUCUCAAUGGAGUCAACAACCAGGCCAUCUACACGGCCGUCGAGCAUCUUCGCUGCAACUCCUGUGAGCGCACCAAAGGACCUUCCAGGCCAGACCUCGGCGCCAUUCCAGCUGAGGACGGAUGCUCGCAGUUCGGAGACAGGUUGCAGAUGGACAUAUUUUAUGUCCGAGAUGUGACCGGCCAGAACUUCAUGGUGUUGGGCAUCAUCGACGAAGUGACACACCUACACCUCGCAGCCCUUCUCGACAACCGACAGGCGGAGACAGUCCUGGCAGCCUUCAAUGACACCUGGGCUAAGGCCUUCGGAUACCCACUACGGAUCAGACUUGAUCCUGAUGGCUCAUUCAGGUCCCAUUUCGAGGACGACCUUGACCAGGCCGGAGUCUUCAUUGACUACGUCCCCGCUGAGGCCCACAACAAGAUCGGCCUCAUCGAAAGGCACAAUGCAGUGUUCCGAUCACUGAUGGAACGCAUCAUCGACUACAGAGCCAUCACAGGUCGAGAACAGAUGUACUACACCACAACGGCAGCAGCCUUCGCAAAGAACAGCUGCACAUGGUCCGCAGGCAGACCUCCCUAUGUGGCAGCCUUCGGCCGCAUACCACGCAUGGGCAUUGAGGUGGCACCACACCAACUCCGUGUGGCUAGAGGCUUUGAAUGCUGGCAUCCAGACUACCAGCAGAUCAAGGACCUUCGAGUAGCCUCCCAAAACCUGCACGACAACCAGUUGCAGGAUGAACGAAUUCCAGAACCACCAGUUGAUCCAGAUCAACCACUUGGCUUUGACGGCAUGGAUCCGGCAGAAGAGAUUCCGCCAUCGGCAGUACCUCUACUAGCACAACCUCCCACCGCGGCAUCGGCAGCAGCACCAGCGGAACAAGCAGAGGAGGCAGUCCAGACAGAUCCAUACCAAGAGACAAGAAACACACAGAUCGAGAUCAACGUACAUUCACCCACCUACAGACAAACGGUCAUACAGGCACAAGCACAGCCAUCAACACCGUUUGGCAUGACAGCGGCACAAUGGAUGGAGCCAUCAGUCAAUGCACCCGUCCGCAAGAAGCACAGAUCCAGAACACCAGCACGGGGGCGACACGCCUCAACACUGGCAGAUGCUUCACGACCAGCACUGCAGGAUCAACAAGAUCCACUGGCAUUGACACCGGCAACACCUUUUGUACCACAUCAGAGCAGAGCUGAAGCAUCAGCUACAACACCAGGUCAACAGGCUGAAGUCAUCGAUGUCGACAACUUGCCUGACACGCCACAGCCAGCUGAGCAUUUGGAGCACGUGGUCCCGUCCACACCACCGGACCUCGCUCAAGACAACCGGCAGUCCUCUAAGAGGAGCAGUACCGAAAUGGCACCGCCACUGUCAGAGCAGGCACCACCAGCACCACUUGGCUACAAGGCGCUCUUGGCCAAGCAUACUCAGCCACGGCAGAUUGGACAGAACACCUUCCACCUGAAAGGCUACAACCGCAUUGCAAAGGCGGCAACACAGGCAGAACCAAGCCUUUUGGUUUGGGCACGGCUCGACACAAACAGCAACAGCCUACAGACCACACACCUCUCGGGACCACCCAAGGGGCACAUCAAGCGCCGGAGGGUUCUCACAUACCCUCAGGGCAGCAUCGUGUGGGACGCCCCAUACGAAGACGACCAGACAGGCCGUCGCAUUUCUCCAGAGUACACCACGCUUGUCACAGAGCUUUGGCGUGAACACUAUGCACCACACCCAUUGGAUAGUCUGGAAGUCACACCAGACGGCAUCCAACAGCGAGAACAGCACCAUGAUGGCAGCGACCACAUCAGCAUGCCAUACUCGUGCCACACAGCAUUGCAGGCAUACCGCAAAGCACCAGGCUACAAUGGCACCGGCGAGUCAAGUGACUCAGAAGCAUCAGCAGAUGACAUGACCACCGGGCACCGAGGCAACAGCAGCCUACCAACCACGGCAGCAGCACGCAGCCUAACCAGGCAAGAGCAGAAAGCCCUCGACAAAGAAGUGCCUUGGCAGGCCAUCCUCCAGAUGGAUCAAGAUUCCAUCACCAAGUACGUCGAGUCUGCAAAAGCUGAAGAAGCAUCAUGGCAGCAGUUCGACUCAGUCAUUCCGUUGACUGCGCAGGAGGCCAACAAGGUGCAUCAGGAUCCAAUUCUCCGUCGAAGGAUCCUCAAAGCAAGGGCCGCCUACAGAGACAAGGCUAAGGGCCAAGGACCACUCAAGGCGAAGACCCGUGUUGUGGCCUUGGGUCACCUCGACCCGGAUCUGCAAGAGAUCUGCCGGGAAUCAGCGACUCCAACCAGGCAGAGCGAAUACGCCCUGCUAGCCUUCUUCAUCAGCGGCUUCAACCACAUGUUGCUGGAUGGAAAGGAUCGCUGGCUUCUUUGGUGCGGGGACAUCAAAACGGCAUUCCUUCAGGGGACCCCAGAUCCUCGCAAGCUGCCAUUGUUUUUGCUCCCGCCUCAAGACGGUGUGACAAAGUUGGCAGGCACGUUCAAGGCCCCGCUUUACAAGAUUGUUGGAAACAUUUACGGCCUAGCAUCAGCACCCAGGACAUGGAGCCUACAUGUUGUCAAGACAUUGGUGCAAGCCGGCUUCCGACAGCACAGCCUGGACAAGAUGUUGUUUACAUUGUGCACCAAGCUUCCAGGAGACGAUCACUCAAGCCUGGUAGCAAUAGUUGUGGCCUAUGUAGAUGAUUUUUUGCUCACCCACAACCAACGUUGGGACCGCAGGGCAUUGCUGGAUUUGUUCAAAUGGGGAGCGCAAGAAGAGCUUUCUUUCUCCAACAGCCUCACCUUCAAGGGAAAGGAGAUCAGUCUCCGCAGCGAAGGUCAGACGACCUACCUGGCCCUGACACAGAAGCAGUUCAUUGCUGGGAUGAAAGUUGGCAAUGUUCAAUGCAAGAAGAGGCUCGACGAGAAGUUGCUUCCCGAGGACAUGGCCGAGUUCAGAUCGGUCGCAGGAUGCCUCCAAUGGUUGGCUGGACAAUGCCGACCGGAUGUGGCCAGCACGGUGUCACUUUGCAGCAAAGGCACCAACAGCACUUACAAGGAGCUCCAGACCUUGUACGAGGCAGUGCAGCACCUCCACAACACCUCAGAUGUGGGGAUCCACAUGUGGCCUGUUCCGCUCAACGAUCACACCUUGAUCGUGAGUUACUCGGACAGCUCAUGGGCCAAUGCGGCCGGAUCGGCGAGCCAGCACGGCAACAUUUUGUUGCUAGCUGAUCCAAAGGUGGUUGACACCACGGGCCCAGGCCUUUUGUUGGAUUGGAAGUCGAGCCGCAGUGCUCGAGUAUGCCGCUCUACGCUGGCAGCUGAAGCCAGUGCCUGCGACACCGGGAUCGAUCGGGCAUCCUUCAUGGCCCACCUGAUCAGUGAGAUCCUGCAGGACAAGGCAUCCUUCCUCCUCACGAGGACGCUGCGCCUGAUCGGCGUGACUGACUGCAGAAGCCUGUACGAUGUUCUGGUGAGUGAAAACCCCAGAACGGAGGACAAGAGGACCAUUGUGGUCAUCCGCUCGAUACAACAGCACUUGCAAAGGCUGGAUGUGCAUUGGGUGCCAACGCAGCUGCAGUGGGCAGACUCGCUCACCAAGCUGUCCGACAAGUUGCUGCUGGAGUUUGUGGCAUGGCUUCGAAAGCCAUGGAUCCAGCUUCGUGACAUGCCCGAGAGCGGCAGCACUGGAAGUUUCAGCCACACCAAGAAGGUGGUGGAGAUCUUCACUCGUCUCAGCAGCGCCGGGGACAGCGACGAGGAAGGAGGGCAAGCCUUGGAGGCGCACUUCGAGUCCCAGCUGCGUGAAGCUCAGCUGGGCGCCACUUUGGCAGAGGCCUUCGAGAAGAUGACGGUCUCACAGGAGGUCCAGGAGCGACUGCAGAAGCGCUUGAGCCAUGGAGAUGUCUUUGUGGUGGUCUAUGAGCAGGUGUGGUGUUCCUGGGUGGAGGCCUUAGCGAAGAAGGCCGAGGUUCCGUGCAUCUCCUUCCAGCCAUCCUACAUCGACGUCUUCCGACAGAGUGCCAAUUUGCCAUGUCGGUCUUUUCAGAGCGGCCUUGACUUCGGCCCGGAGGGCAUGGUGUAUACUUUAGCCUCCUGCCUACGUACCGGUGCGCCAGUACCUGCGGGCCGACGCGCAGUCGGCGCAAUAUUGCCCUUGCCCCAGAGCAGGCUUCGACUCCAGCAUGACGACAUCGAGAAAGACCUUCGCAGUUGGCUGGAGAAGGAUCCCGAUAGACCGGUUGUGUACUGCUCGCUGGGCAGCCAUAUGCUGGCUCGGGUGCUGGAUCCUGGCAGCAUCACCCGCUUGCUGAAGGGGAUUUUAGAGGCGAGCUGUCGCGCUUUGUUUGUUCUCAACAAGGCAGCUCGAGAGUUUGCGGACUCUGAUCCGGGCUUUGACACACUGUUUCGACAUCCGGAUGUGCGAGUAGAAGCCUGGGUGAAUCAGCAGGGCGUCCUGGCACAUCCCUCAACGUUGGUGUUCCUCACCCACUGCGGUGCCAAUUCUGUGCACGAGGCCUUAGCGUCCGGGACGCCCAUGGUGGCGGUGCCCUUCUUCGACGACCAGCACUACAAUGCGCAGGCGUUGGUGGAGGCGAAGGUGGCGCAGCGCAUCCCAAAGCGCCCGGUGCAGGUGGCCGAGGUCGCUGCAGCUGUCACCGCCAUGCGGUCGUCGGCCGCCAAGGCAGCAGCCGCUGCAUUGGGCAGUGCGGUGCUGCGGGAGGAGGGCGUGCGCAAGGCCGCGCAGCUGGUGGCACAGUGCAGGCCUUUGGAAUGGCGGGGUGUGGUGCUGAUCUUGGACUAG